Molecule: messenger RNA, 636 nt
Organism: Schistosoma guineensis
Lineage: Eukaryota; Metazoa; Platyhelminthes; Trematoda; Strigeidida; Schistosomatidae
Source: the annotation of a GenBank genome assembly
AUGUCGAAGGCCACAUUAUGGAAUAACAUAUUAUCAGAUUCUCAAUUAGAAAAAUAUGGUUUAAUCCCCGAAGAAGUCUACAAAAAUACAACUUUAAGCUCUGAUUCAUUUCAAACUCUUCAAUCCUUCAAAUUAUCACCAGAAAAUUCAUGUGACGAUUAUCAACAUACAUCUAUGGAUGGUGCAUUAUUGAAGCCAAACUCAGACUAUGCAAAGAAAUGUACUCCAAGAGAAUAUUUAAAACGUUUCAUAUUUCCUAUACUUUUGCCUGCCAUGGAAGCAAUGCUUGAACAAGCUAAACGAAGUCACUGUUUUGAGAAAAAACGUUUCGGAUUCAAUGGAUUGGAUUUUUUAACAUUUUAUUUAUAUAAAAAUAAUCUAUACAUGAAAGAAGAUUAUGAUCGUAAAAAUGUACAACACAUAUUAAAUAUACCAUGGGUUAUUGAAGAAUUGAAAAAACAUCCACGUAAACCAUUACCACUUAGUUUACAAUGGACAGAUGAAGAAGCAGCAAUUAAAUUACAAUCAUAUUGGAGAGGUUAUUUGGUAAGAAAAAUCCCAGAAGUUUGUGAACUUCGACAAUGGCAAAUGGAAUGGAGAAGAUAUAAUCGAUUGAAAGCUAAUCAGUUGGAAUAA